Messenger RNA from Anisakis simplex (herring worm), 441 nucleotides. The record is from the annotation of a GenBank genome assembly. Lineage: Eukaryota; Metazoa; Nematoda; Chromadorea; Rhabditida; Anisakidae.
ACAUCAAACCUGACCUCUUCAACGAUAUCGUCGCGAUCACAGCGUGAAGAAGAUGAUGUAUUCGAAGAGCCACAAAAUUCUGAAUAUUCGGAUGAGAGCAGCGAGCAAUCGGAUCGAUCAGGUGAUGAAAGUGAUCAUUUUAAGUCGGCCGAGUCGCUAGAUUCGUCAAGCGAGAGUUACUUAACAACGAUCUCAUCGCAUUCAUCCAAUCAAUCGUCACCUCAUCUGCAGAAUUCUGUUGCCACUCAUCCAUCGCAAACUUCCGAAACGGAACAAGAGCAUCGGCGAUGGCAUAUUCAUUCUAAUCAGAAACCGUUAUCAAAUGAACGAUUCCCAGCAAGUGUUCAGUCGAAUGAUUCAGGAAGCGCAUUGAAGAGCUCAAAUGAAGGUGAACCGCCAAUCUUUGAGCUGUUUCCCCAGGAUUUUUCUUAUGACUGUUGA